Brienomyrus brachyistius is the source of this 781-nucleotide messenger RNA. It is a transcript of the gene cmc1, whose product is annotated as C-x(9)-C motif containing 1. The transcript has 4 exons. Lineage: Eukaryota; Metazoa; Chordata; Actinopteri; Osteoglossiformes; Mormyridae. The record is from RefSeq and is a predicted model, not a curated record. The coding region runs from base 60 to 395 and encodes 111 amino acids. Gene Ontology annotation, cellular component: mitochondrion.
GCAAAUCAUCAGCGUGGCUCAGUCACGUGUCCGAGGUCGUCCGCUACCCAGGCGCAGAAAUGUCCUUAGAUAUGAAGGCGUCGAAGGAAGGGGAGCCAGCACUGCGCCACGUGGAACUGGAUGUGCUCAUCCCGAAGCUAAUGAGAGAGAAGGCCAGGGAACGCUGUGCGGAUAAGGUGGAAGCCUUUACCCACUGCUGUAAGGAGAGUGGUUUCCUGAUGGUGGUUAAGUGUCAGGAGCAGAACGCAGCGCUCAAGGAGUGCCUGUCUAUGCACUACAAGGAUCCCGAAUUUCAAGAAGAGUGCAAACAGCAAUAUGUUAAAGAGAAGGAGGAGUAUGAGAAGACUGGCAUCCCAGCAAAGAACAGGAAACAGAAACUGCCCACCAGCAUGUAGUGCCAGGAGGCGGGGUCACCCACGGGAACGCCACCCCUCCCUGUCCCGCUCUGAGAUGGAGAGUGGUCGCCUGUACUCGCUGAGGUUUUGGAGUGAGGAGACUAUACUGCACUGGAAAAGCUUUUCCUUUGGCUCGGGAGGCCCCUCUCAGCUCCGUGCCAGUUUGUACACUGUCUGUCUGUUUUCAUGAAAGGAGAAUAUUAUUGUCACUCGAUUAUUGUACCUAAAAUAAAAGGGGAUAUAGCUUAAAAAAUGGUAUCUUCCGAUGUUGCUGGGCUACGCAAUCUUUGUCAUCUCUGAAUGACCAUGAUCAGUCCGUUUCUUUUCUGCACCUGGUUUGCCUUUUGUGUUUAGUGUAAUUGUAAAAUAAAGACACUUUCAUUAAA